AUGGCGACAAAGGCACCCCCAAACUACUACGCGAUUCUUGAGAUCCCAGAGACCGCCUCAGCGCAGCAAAUUCGAGAUGCAUAUAAACGAGCCGCCUUGAAGUCGCAUCCCGAUCGAGUCCCCGACGGCAGUCCCGAACGCGAGGCUCGCACUCGCAAAUUCCAGCUCGUCAAUGAUGCGUACUACACCCUAUCUAACCCCACUCGUCGACAAGAAUACGACAGACAGCGCCGACGUUUCCCCUCUAGCACCGAGGGUGCUACUGACCAGACUGGUGCUACAAAUGGAGACACUUCCACCGGUGCCGGCCCCGUCCCUGGAGCAGGAGAAGGAGCAGGGGCAGGAGCAGGAGCAGGAGCAGGAGCAGGAACAGGGACCGCGCAGGACGCAUACUCGUGGGCAUGGAGCUUUUUCACGGGCCAAGCAAAUAACGCAGGCAGGCAGCAGGCCGAAGACCAGCAGUUCGGUGAUGUCUUCGAGGAGAUGCUUCGCGAAGAGGGCAUGGCCGAUCAGAACGGAGCGCCUACGCGCUCUUUCUGGAGCAUCAUCGGUGGUGUAAGUGGCGGGGCUCUGGGCUUCAUCGUCGCCAAUGUUCCGGGCAUGUUGGCCGGUGCGGUUGCGGGAAACAGACUAGGCGCUGUGAGGGACGCCAAGGGAAAGAGCGUAUACGCCGUCUUCCAGGAACUUCCUCAAGACGACCGGACGAGAUUAUUGAGCCAGCUGGCGGCGAAGGUUUUCAGUCACGCGACUGGCUUGUGA
Messenger RNA from Scedosporium apiospermum, 759 nucleotides. RefSeq lists its product as uncharacterized. NCBI's taxonomy places the organism in Eukaryota, Fungi, Ascomycota, Sordariomycetes, Microascales, Microascaceae. The record is from RefSeq and is a predicted model, not a curated record. The transcript has 4 exons. Bases 1 to 759 code for a protein of 252 amino acids.